AUGAUCCCCUCUCAGAUUCUAGUACACAUUGCGGCCCCAAGCACCGCACAAGAUGAUGCACGAUAUAAGACCCAAGUUGCCGCAAUCUUGGAAUUCCAAUGUGCCUCACAGGAGAUCGAGUCUUCAAGUCCCACCGAUCGAGACCCGCAUCUGGCCGAACAUUCCUCGGUGCCCCCGACGACUCAACACGAGGCUUCGCCAAUAUUGCGGGAGGCGCUCCGGCCCGCAUACACGACCUUAUCCUCGGAUCGUCGUCUGGUCCCUGAAAGGGAUGGCGCGACUCCACGCGGGCACAUCAUCUCAAAUCAUUCCUCCCUCGAGAGUCUCAUCAGCGUCAUCCCAGACUCCCAGCCAGAGAUCGCCCAACUAGUCUACGCCGAGCCAUCUCAUGCAGCACUAUCGUCUCCAUCGCAGUUUACUCCACCUUCUAAACGACGUCGCACAGCCCCGGCCGAGCCUGAUCAGGCGAAUCCGGUUCCAAUUCACGAAAAUCAACCUGCAGCGGACCAGCCCGCUGCAUCUCACAGGUUGACCCCCUUCCAGAAUCAGGAUAAUGGUCGCCUCCCCACUGGUUUCCCCCAAACUCCCAUCGAAAUAUCUAGCUCAGAUCAAGGAAAAGGCCCAGACUACGCCAUCAGCCACACUACACCCUCAUUUCCCAUCCAUGCAAUCCCCCCAACCCCUAAUCCCAUCACGCUCUCCACCCUCCCCCUCGAAAUCCACCCCCCAAGACCUCCAAUCUCCACUUCCCCUUUCACUACCCACAUCACUCCAACCCUAUCCAUGCUCACAGAGCGUCUGAACCCAGCACGCACCUACAACCCAUCCACUCAAUCCCGUCCCCUAGACCCCUUAGAACGGGGUUACUGGCUCGUGCGCCUCGCUAUUGAGCCACCCCAACAUCGGAUCCCAGAUCCAGCCGAUCUUCCAAACCGAAACCGAAACUCAAAGCUUGGAACCACUAGUCCCACGGCCAAGCCAAAGCCAAGGCCAAAAGAGAACCGAACCUGGCCUUCCCCGCUCUUCCAUGCCUUCUGGUCCUUUCUCUCGGACUUCGUAGGCAGGGAUGGCCGGGCGGGCUGGGGCGUAUGGUGUAUUCUCGAAGCUGCGACGCCGACCCCAUCAACGAUCUCGUCUAACACGCACCUCUCUCUUAGAGUAUAUGCGUGGGGUGAGGUCGCUAUGCACGUCUACCUUUUGCUCUUCUUAGCAAGUGAGCGGCGGAUUCGUGGGAUGGGUGUUCAGUGGCGGGAUUCGCGAGAAGAGGUUGUUAUUCAGAUGCCGUAG
Messenger RNA from Penicillium concentricum, 1287 nucleotides. RefSeq lists its product as uncharacterized. The record is from RefSeq and is a predicted model, not a curated record. Bases 1 to 1287 code for a protein of 428 amino acids. The transcript has a single exon. Lineage: Eukaryota; Fungi; Ascomycota; Eurotiomycetes; Eurotiales; Aspergillaceae.